AUGGAGCCGGCCCGGGAGCCCCCUGCGAGGGCCCGGCCGCCGCCGCGUGCCGCGCGCCCACGGCCCGCCCCCACCGCCCCCGCCGCCCCCGCCGCCCCCGCCGCCCCCAGGCCUCGCUCGCCCGCAGAGGCUGAGGCCCGCGGCCCCGAGGGGCUGCUGCGGCGAUCCGGGUCGGGCUACGAGGGCAGCACCAGCUGGAAGGCGGCCUUGGAGGACACCACCACACGUCUCCUGCUGGGUGCCAUCGCGGUCCUUCUGUUCGCCAUCUUGGUGGUGAUGAGCAUCUUGGCUUCCAAGGGCUGCAUCAAGUGUGAAGCGCCCUGCCCAGAGGACUGGCUGCUCUACGGAAGAAAGUGUUACUUCUUUUCUGAGGAACCCAGAGACUGGAACACAGGCAGGCAGUACUGCCACACCCACGAGGCAGUGCUGGCUGUGAUUCAGAGCCAGAAGGAGCUGGAAUUUAUGUUCAAGUUCACGCGGAGGGAGCCCUGGAUUGGACUACGCAGAGUUGGGGACGAAUUCCACUGGGUCAACGGGGACCCGUUUGAUCCAGACACGUUCACCAUCGCAGGUCCAGGGGAGUGUGUCUUCGUGGAGCCCACCAGGCUGGUGUCGACGGAGUGUCUGAUGACCCGGCCCUGGGUGUGCAGCAAGAUGGCCUAUACGUGAGGUGGGUGGGGCCAGAGGUGGCCCCUCCCCCCAAGCCUGUGGGAGGUGUCUGCCCGAGACCUGCUCCAGCGGAGCCGCCUGCCCUCUGCAAGACCAAGCAGUGGGGUGGGUGGCCUCUGCCCCAGGCCCCUCUCCCAGGCCCUGGCGCUCUGAGUCCCUGGUUCCUGGCCUCCUUUGUCUCCAGGCAGGUCGUGUGGCUCAGCAGUUAAAUCCCAUAUGCUAAGUAGUGUAGGCAUCUGCCCACCUACGCACACACACACGCAUACGCACACGCACGCGCACACACAGACGCAUACGCACACGCACGCAC
Molecule: messenger RNA, 979 nt
Organism: Cercocebus atys (sooty mangabey)
Lineage: Eukaryota; Metazoa; Chordata; Mammalia; Primates; Cercopithecidae
Gene: CLEC2L
Product: C-type lectin domain family 2, member L
Source: RefSeq, a predicted model, not a curated record